This is a messenger RNA of Clupea harengus (Atlantic herring), 2580 nucleotides long. RefSeq names its product zDHHC palmitoyltransferase 3a (gene zdhhc3a). Lineage: Eukaryota; Metazoa; Chordata; Actinopteri; Clupeiformes; Clupeidae. The record is from RefSeq and is a predicted model, not a curated record. Gene Ontology annotation, molecular function: palmitoyltransferase activity.
AGAAGGGAAAAGUAUGACGCGAUCUUACGGGGCGGUCACUAGCACAAGGAAAUGUUUCGAACCAAGACUAACAGGUUGCUAAUUGUGGAGUUGAUACACAGAUACUACCUCUAAACGUCAGACCGAACAAUAGCCACACUGCUGUAUUGUUUUAUUGGAUUUUUUCUUGGCUUGUAAAGCUGAACGAUUCAGCAACUUUCUUGCUCUGGUGUUACGGUAUCGGUAUCGCCGUUCGUUCCAUUUAAGAGAGGGGUGUGACUUGUUUUUCGCAAAGGAUAGGAGGGUGAGACGUGUGGAUGACCGAAAACUCAAGGAUGCCGUUCUUUCAGCCAAAAUACAGAACGGCUAUGUGCCAGCUAGCUUCCAAGUAAGUGGACCGCUGUCAUCCAGAAGGAAAGGGCUGGUUUUCUACGGCAUAUUUGGGUUUCAUUCACCCUGGAAGCUAUACAGUCUGAUAUUCAACGUGUCGACAUCAACGAAAUGAGUCCUGGUGAACAAUGAAGAGUCCGGUGCACAGGUGCAGGGACGUGGAGCGGCAGGCGAGCAACCUGCAGCUGGAUCCGUGCGUCCCGCCGCCGCGCCUGAGCGACACUGGUGCCAUGUGGUUCGUCCGCGACGCGUGCGGCAUCGUGUGCGGUGUCAUCACUUGGUUCUUGGUGUUCUACGCGGAGUUCGUGGUGCUCUUCGUCAUGCUGCUGCCUUCCAAAAAUCUGACCUACAGUCUAGUUAACGGGGUGGUCUUCAACGGACUAGCUUUUUUUGCCCUGGCAUCACACUUCAGGGCAAUGUGCACAGACCCGGGAGCCGUUCCAAAAGGAAAUGCCACCAAGGAGUUCAUCGAGAGCCUCCAGCUAAAGCCCGGUCAGGUGGUUUACAAGUGUCCCAAGUGCUGCAGUAUCAAGCCUGACCGAGCGCACCACUGCAGUGUCUGCAAAAGAUGCAUUCGGAAAAUGGACCAUCAUUGUCCGUGGGUCAACAACUGUGUUGGAGAAACCAACCAGAAGUACUUUGUGCUUUUCACAAUGUACAUUGCACUAAUCUCUCUACAUUGCUUGUUGAUGGUAGUCUUCCACUUCCUGUAUUGUUUUGAAGAUGACUGGACAAAGUGCAGCUCCUUCUCCCCACCAGCGACCGUCAUUCUCCUCAUCCUCCUGUGCUUUGAGGGCCUCCUCUUCCUCAUCUUCACCUCUGUGAUGUUUGGCACCCAGGUCCAUUCCAUCUGCACAGAUGAGACGGGCAUAGAGCAAUUGAAAAAGGAAGAGAGAAGAUGGGCUAAAAAAACUAAGUGGAUGAACCUGAAGGCGGUUUUCGGACACCCCUUCUCGAUAGCAUGGUUUAGCCCGUUUGCCAAGCCUGGCCAUGGGAAAGCCGACCCAUACCAGUAUGUGGUCUGAGCUUUGGAAACGCAAACCCAGAAGGCCUGUCCAUGCCCUGGCACUACAUAUAAAAGACUGAGGUGUGCUGGCACCCCCCUCCCCUACCCCCCUUAACUCCCCCCAACCCUUUCCCGAUGCCUCCACCUAACGUGAUUGUAUCUCCAAGCUCACUCAACUCUAAUGGCCGUGUUCUGGGCAGCGACAGUGCUACCCAUAGAAAACAUCCCAUUUCUAUGGUGCUUCCUAAGAGGUUGUGGAAAUAUGAAAAAAAAAAAAAAAAAAAAACAUGGACUUGCCAGUUUUGCCUUUUUUUAAUCUUUAUUUUUUAUUGGUUUAAUAUAUUUUUUAACUAUGUUUUUUCUUGAUCUGGAAACUUUGCUCUGUUUGGGAACUUCCUGUCACCAUCUGUACUGUCACUUUCCCUCCGUUCACAUUCCACUCUCCAUUGGUCCUGCCAUUGAGAGCAAUCCUCCUCCUCCUCCUCUAUCUCCUUUCUCCUUGCGUCUGUUUGACGAGUCUAGUAACACUAAUGCAAAAUGCCUUUGUCCCCUUCAUAAAAUCCGCCUUUUUUGGAGUGGGGUUGAGGUCACAUUUUGCAUGGAUAAUCUCUAUUUUUUUGGUUAAUAAUGGAGCGUAUUCCUCAUCUGAGUUGGAUGAUGAAUCAUUGGGAAGAGGAUUGCAUCUUUCUAGUUUAGACUCUGUGAGAGCAUAGUCAUGUCAUCGGUAGAGCUUUACACCAGUUUGAUUAUGGAAAUUGGCAAGAACGUCAGUGCAAAUUAGGCAUCACAAUACAGCAAUGCUUCAAAUUUACGGUGUACGCAAUCUAAAAUCCACUCUUUUUUUGCACAUUUUGGAGAACUGUGAAGUUUAGGUAUGAUAAUGACAGAAGCACCUGGAAUCAUGUGAACUGAGGGAAGGCCUUAGCCAUCUUUUGGAAUUUUUAAUAUGUGUUUAUUAAUACGUUAAAAGGGACAAUCUGUUGAACUCCAUCUCUUGAUUAAAAAAAAAAAAAGCAUGUUUAUGUUCACUUUACACUGGUUGUUUUUCUGUUAGUCCUGUGGUGGAUGUUACUGAAACGACCUUGAUUUGACUUCAAGUAGCUCUGGCUGCACAAUCAACUGUGAGAUGGUUUCCAGUACUGCUUUUAUAUUGGCGUUUUUAUUCUUUCUGUAUAUACAUAUCAAACAAUAAAUGAUGAACCUGA